AUGAGGGCGAGGGGGGCGGGGGGUUGAUUGUGUGAUACCGUUGUGUUUGUCCUGCUGCCAUUUCAUCGGAAAUAACAACAACAAAAUAAGCACCGCAGCAUCCCAUUUAAUAACGACGACGGUCAAUGCGUGCUUUCAAUGGCGCUCAAUGAUCGUUUUUAUGCCAAGCACCGCUGAUAACAUGUUUUCCUUGUAGAUUUUAAAGGCAUCGUCGUCGACAUGGGGCUUGCUUUUGACACAUAUUGAAGCAUCCAUUUCAAAGAACUGCCAUGGACACGAUAUGGCUUUAUCAGUUUCGUCUCAUUGUCAUCGGGGACUCCACGGUGGGCAAGUCGUGUUUGAUUCGCAGGUUCACCGAGGGCCACUUCGCCCACGUGUCGGACCCCACCGUCGGGGUGGACUUCUUCUCCCGCCUUCUGGAGAUCGAGCCGGGCAAAAGGAUCAAACUCCAGAUCUGGGACACUGCCGGGCAGGAGCGGUUCAGGUCCAUCACCAGAGCGUACUACCGCAACUCGGUGGGUGGUCUCCUGCUCUUCGACAUCACCAACCGCCGCUCCUUCCAGAACGUGCACAACUGGCUCGACGAGGCGCAGAGUCACGUCCAGCCGCACAGCAUCGUCUUCUUGCUUGUCGGUCACAAGUGUGACCUGGAGGCUCAGCGCCAGGUGACCCGACAGGAAGCCGAGAAGCUGGCAGGGGCCUACGGCAUGCAUUACGUUGAGACGUCGGCGCGAGACGCUAUCAACGUGGAGAAGGCGUUCAUGGAUCUGACGAGGGAGAUUUUUGACCUGGUGCGGAGCGGCGAUAUCAAGAUCCAGGACGGCUGGGAGGGCGUCAAAAGCGGAUUCGUACCCAACAUCGUCCAUUCUUCAGAAGAGGUGACCAAGAGUGGACGGCAAUGCCUCUGCUGAACUCUUAUGUCUUAUUUCUUUGGACUCCAUCUUUGGGAGAGCUGCCUCGCCAUUGACGGUACAUGUUUGACCCCCACCCGUUUCCUCAAAUAUUUACAUUUUGCAGUAAUACGCUUUACUUCUCAUGUGCUGCUUGGUCACAACUACAUUUCUAAGCACAAGAAGCCUUCAUCUUCACAUUUGCUUUACUGCUUUUUGGGGGUCUUUCUUCACAUGCACUCCAAAUGUGGACAAAUGUUGAAUGACUAUUUAUUACAACUACUGUCAUAUAAAAUCAGUGAGCCACUUCAUAUAACGAUAUAUAGUCAGAAUGAGGCAACACCUUUACUAACUGCACAAUAAAUCCAAGUGGCUUGACUAUGAAACAUUAUUCAAGUCACACUAAUGAGGGGGGGAAAGUACAGUACAACAAAAAAGUGGUGAAAUUACACAAAUAAAGUGGUAAGAUUCUAGGAAAAAAAGUAGAACAUUUUUCAUUCUGCAAGAGUAAAAGGCGUAAUAGUACAAAUUGUAAUAUUCAAGAGGAAAAAGUUGAAAUUUUAGGAGAAGAAAAUCAUUUUUAUAAGAAUAACUGUAAAAUCUGACGGGAAAAGCAUUUAAAUUUUGUUACAAAGACAAAAAUGUGAAAUUACAAGAAAAACACAGUGCUAUUUUAUCAGCAGAGGUCAGUUUUUCAUGAUUAAAGUCAUAAUAUUAUGAGAAAAAUGUAACAUUACAAGAACAAAAUGUGUAUUAUAAGAAACAACAUAGAAUUUUACGAAAAAAAGUCUUGAUUUUACAAUAAAGUGAUGUGAAAACAACUACAUUUUACAUAAAUCAGGUCAAAAUAUUACAAAAACAUUGUCAAUGUUAAUGACAAAACUAACAAAAAUGUAAUAUUACAAGAAAAAAAUAACUAAAAACUUUCAAUUCAAAGAGAAAGUUGUGUAUUUUUUUUUACAUAGCAAAAAACUACACAAGAGAAAACGUCAUAAUAUUAAAUGAAAAAAAUGAGAAUAAAGUUGAGAUAAAAAUAUGAAUUUAUUAUUUAAAAAUUUGCCCUUUUUCUUGUAAUAUUACUACUUUAUUUUUUAGUCGCUAUUCUUCUCCCAUGCAGACAGGCUUUUGGAACAGUCAAUGAAAGCCAUGAUAUUUGUUUGUUUGUGAUGAACAGGAAAUAAUGCAGAAUUUUGACCGAUUUGUGGUUUACCGGUAUUUUAUUUAAGGUGAAAGAAUCUCUUUUGAGUGCCUUGUGGAGGAAAGAAACGUUUGUGUACAGUCAACUUUGUUUAGCUAGCGUAAGUUAAAUGUAUUUAUGCUUGAAUAAAAGUUGAAACCUCAA
This is a messenger RNA of Doryrhamphus excisus (bluestripe pipefish), 2232 nucleotides long. Lineage: Eukaryota; Metazoa; Chordata; Actinopteri; Syngnathiformes; Syngnathidae. The record is from RefSeq and is a predicted model, not a curated record.